Messenger RNA from Oncorhynchus keta (chum salmon), 1314 nucleotides. RefSeq names its product glutathione peroxidase 7 (gene gpx7). The record is from RefSeq and is a predicted model, not a curated record. The coding region runs from base 105 to 659 and encodes 184 amino acids. Gene Ontology annotation, biological process: response to oxidative stress. The transcript is spliced from 3 exons. Gene Ontology annotation, molecular function: glutathione peroxidase activity. Lineage: Eukaryota; Metazoa; Chordata; Actinopteri; Salmoniformes; Salmonidae.
CUGCCAUAAAACCUUGAAGAAGAAGAAGAAGAAGAAGAAGAAGUUCAGUGCACAGAAGCUUCUACAGUAAAUAGCUUACGUUGUACAUUGAUAAAUAAGAAGACAUGCUUUCCGUCCUCACAUUGCUAUUGAUCUUAUUCAGUCUAAAUGAGGCCAAACAGAAAGAUUUGUACACUUUCAAAGUUGUUAAUAGCAGAGGGAGAUUAGUCUCUUUGGAAAAAUACAGAGGUUCGGUGUCUCUUGUGGUGAAUGUGGCCAGUGACUGUGGCUUCACUGAGGAUCACUACACAGACCUUCAACAGCUGCAGAGGGACUUUGGGCCAUCCCACUUUAACAUCCUGGCCUUCCCCUGCAACCAGUUUGGCCAGCAGGAGCCUGGCAGCGACAAGGACAUUGACGCAUUUGUCCGGCGUGUCUACGGAGUCUCCUUCCCCCUCUUCAGCAAGAUUGCUGUGGUGGGCACCGGGGCCAACAAUGCCUUCAAGUACCUUGUGGAGAUGUCAGGAAAAGAGCCUGACUGGAACUUCUGGAAGUACCUCAUCGAUACAGAUGGGAAAGUCGUGGAUGCCUGGGGACCCAGUGUCUCUGUCAAAGAACUCCGACCUAAAAUAGCUGAAAUGGUACGGAAUAUCAUCCUCAAGAAGAAAGAGGAACUUUAACUCAACACCUCAAGACCCAUCUGACAAUCUAUUCAGGAAUAUCCUAUGUGAUUGAAAUUCAUUGUCUGCAACAAAAACACCCCGAGCAUCAUAGAAAUACGCACCAAGCACCACACACUCCAAGCACCACACACUCCAAGCACCACACACUCCAAGCACCACACACUCCAAGCACCACACACUAUAUAUGGUAAAUGUUGUAUUCUACAGGUGUAGGAUCUUAAUUUGAGCUAGUUUGCUACAUCAGGAAAAUAAUCCUGCAGCAAUAGAAAAUGUGAAUUAUUAUGUGGAUUAUAAUUAAUAGGCAUUUUUGUAGGUGUUGAUACAUUUUUAGGGAAAAUCAAGUCUGGAAUUUCAAAUGUGAAAUUACAAGCUUCAGAAGCCUUUUUAAACCUCAAAUACACUAAAUAGUUUAAAAUCUCCUGCAACAGGGUGAUCAAAUUAAGAUCCUGUAUCUGUGCCCCUGUUAACUUUUAUGAAACCACCUCUACGACUGCAUUCAGCAUACUGAUAUCCUCUUUUGGAAGCAGUUGAUCUGCCUGCGAAAAACUAAUCAGUAAUCAGAGCUUAUUGUUGUGCUGUUGAGGUUCUUUGUAUUGGAUUGCCUUUUCAUGGUACAUGUGUGCACAUUAAUAAAUAUACUUUUACAAAGUGG